AUGAUUUUAUCCUUUAAUUUUCUCAAUUCUAAAGUGUUGCUCAUCUUUUCUGUGACAUUAUUAUUUCGACCCCAUUUCUCAUUUGCUACUUCAAAUCCCACUGGCCUGACCUUAAGGUUCGAUGUGGAUGAUUCUCCAGGUUCUCCUAUGUAUCGUAUUCAAAAUCUGAGCAUAGAUGAAAGAAUAGACAGAUUGAUCCACGUUUCCAAUGCUAGAGCCAAUUAUUUGAAUCUAAUUUCGAAUUCGGAUACAACGAUACUUCCCGAUAAUAUUCGAAUACCAUUAUUACGAGAGUCUUCAUGGUAUGCCGUAGAGUUUACGAUAGGAAGCCAAGGCCAACGAGUGAAGUUGCUGAUGGACACCGGAGGUGGUUUAAUAUGGACGCAAUGCCAGCCUUGCUUGAAUUAUUUCCCUCAAAAGCUUCCGAUUUAUGAUCCUCGAGUAUCUACCACUUAUGCUACACUUCCUUGUGAACAUCGUCUCUGCAAGACCCCGGGUAAAAACCUCAAUUGUGUAGACGGCUUAUGUCGUUACGCUGUUAGCUACGGCGGUGGCACCUCCACUAAGGGCGUUUUAUCUACUGAAACAUUCCAUUUCUUAAUUGACAAAACCAAUACAAGGGAUUUUAAUGUCGUGUUCGGUUGCUCUAACGAUACCACUAAAGUUUCUUUUCAGAACACUGAGAUUUCAGGUAUAUUUGGAGUAAGCAUCUCCCCGGAUUCGAUGGCGAGACAGUUUUCGACCGAAACUAACUCUCGAUUCUCCUACUGCUUUGCCCCUUUUGACGGUGCAGUACCCCCUCCACUUGUUCUAAGGUUCGGAGAAGACAUUCCGAAGUUCCCUGCGGGACACCUUCAAUCAACAUUGGUCUUGCAACCUCCGCCGUACAGAUAUUUUUACUACUUGCAAUUGUUGGAUAUAAGUGUUGGCAAUUAUCGUAUCGGAUUUCCACCGUCAACUUUUCAGUUCAGGGCAGGCGGGGCCGGUGGUUGUUUCAUAGACUCAGGAGCUAUGUACACUUUCAUCGAUGCCGGCACAAUCGGAGUGAAUGCAUACGAGAGAGUAAUGUCAACAUUUAUUGCUUAUUAUGGGUCGAAAGGUCUUCAAAGGCGGCCCGGACGAUCAUUCGAAGUUUGUUAUGUAAACCGGAUUGGUUUCAAUGAAUUUGCAUCUUUAACAUUCCAUUUCAAUGGAGCCGAUUACACGGUUGAUGGAGGAUACGUGAAUGUGUUCAAGCAAGGGUAUUUCUGCGUUGGAAUACUAAAGGGUCCCUCCAAAACUGUACUUGGAGCAUGGCAUCAGCAAAAUAAACGUAUCAUUCAUGAUGAAUUAUUCGGUGAACUUCAAUUUGCUGAUGAAAAUUGUGCCAAUGAUGUUGCAUGA
This is a messenger RNA of Hibiscus syriacus, 1383 nucleotides long. Its product is annotated as aspartic proteinase nepenthesin-1-like. The record is from RefSeq and is a predicted model, not a curated record. Lineage: Eukaryota; Viridiplantae; Streptophyta; Magnoliopsida; Malvales; Malvaceae. The transcript has a single exon. The coding region runs from base 1 to 1383 and encodes 460 amino acids. Gene Ontology annotation, cellular component: extracellular region.